Capsella rubella is the source of this 162-nucleotide messenger RNA. Its product is annotated as probable F-box protein At1g65740. The record is from RefSeq and is a predicted model, not a curated record. Lineage: Eukaryota; Viridiplantae; Streptophyta; Magnoliopsida; Brassicales; Brassicaceae. The transcript is spliced from 2 exons.
AUGGAUAAGGAGUUAGCUAAAUGGGUUGAGGUUAACUCUUUGUGUGAGAACGUUUUUGUGAUGGCUACUGAUACUUGUUUCUCGGUUUUGGCGAAUGAGUUUUAAGGAUGCUUGCGUAAUUCGAAGAGAAGAAUAGAGAAAGGAGAAAACCCGAAUAAUUGA